Molecule: messenger RNA, 816 nt
Organism: Trichophyton verrucosum HKI 0517
Lineage: Eukaryota; Fungi; Ascomycota; Eurotiomycetes; Onygenales; Arthrodermataceae
Exons: 2
Coding region: 1-816 (271 amino acids)
Source: RefSeq, a predicted model, not a curated record
AUGAAGGUUGUCCUGUGGCUGCUGCUGGCCGGGUUCUGUCUCUGCCAGGGCUUGACCGUCGACUGGGAUAGAGGCCAGCUGGUGGUCAGAGGACUCGAUGGAAGGAUCAUUAAAGAUGGAGACGGAGAUGAUAAAGACUCUCUCUGGCUGGUCUCUUCUUCCUUUGAGUCUCUUCUCUGGCAAUCAUCACCAUCACCAUCAACUUCGACUUCAACACCACUUACCAUCACCCUGCCGUCUCUGCUCCUGCGCCUCCACAGACCUUCUCACCUCUUCACCCUCGAGCUCCGGCGUGAUGGCUCUCCGCUGCUCCUCUCCGCGCCCUUCUCCAUCCCCCCGGCCAGACUAACCCAACGCUCUCCAUCACCCGCAUCGCCAUCGACAUCGCCAUCGCCAUCAAUUGAACCGGCACCGGGUUUCCACAAGGACGAACAUCCCAACCCGGGUGCCAGCCAGGGCCUGGCAUGGGGUGUCACCAUCGCCAGUCUCGCGGCCUCGGGUCUCGCAGCGUGGCUCUGCAUCUACCGGCUGAGGAAGAGGAGACGACUUGCGGGAGGGCCUAGAGAUUCAGCUGGGCACAGCAUCAACGGCGACGAAGAGGAUGAAGCAGGUCAAGCUGAUGAACAUGUCAAUGGACAUGUCAAUGAAGAACAUGGACAAGGACAAGGACAUGGACAUGGAACCGAGAUGGAGGUUCUUCAGGAUAGAGAAAAGGAGGAGAAGACAGAGACGACGGAAGAGACAGGAAAGACAGCGAAGAAAAGCGAGGGUACAGGUCAACUCGACAGCGCGAUGAUGGCCCGGCUGGGGGUGUAG